Suillus bovinus is the source of this 3012-nucleotide messenger RNA. RefSeq lists its product as uncharacterized. The transcript has 20 exons. Gene Ontology annotation, molecular function: heme binding; molybdopterin cofactor binding; molybdenum ion binding. NCBI's taxonomy places the organism in Eukaryota, Fungi, Basidiomycota, Agaricomycetes, Boletales, Suillaceae. Bases 1 to 2601 code for a protein of 866 amino acids. The record is from RefSeq and is a predicted model, not a curated record.
AUGUCCUUGGCACGCUCCCCAGGUCCCACUGCUCAUCAGAAACUCCAGGAUGGUCUACCUAUGCCGUUCUUUCCCGCGUCUCUGGACGCGCCCGAAAGGAAUGGUCCUCAACUUCCCCAGUGCCUUCCACAGCUGCCAAUCAAUGCUACCCCGACGGACGUAGCGGAGCAGGAUCUCGAAACGCCAGAUAAAUGGAUCAACCGUAAUCCAGAACUCGUUCGACUGACAGGAAAACAUCCGUUCAACUGCGAAGCGCCACUCGAUGCUUUAUUUGAGUCUGGAUUCUUGACUCCAGCUCACUUGCAUUUCGUGCGUAAUCAUGGUGCAGUGCCACAGGUCAAUUACGAGAUGACUGCCAACUGGACAAUUCGCGUACAUGGUCUGGUGGAGCGAGAGGUUACAUUUACUCUGCAAGAGCUUCAAGAAAGGUUCCCCGUUGUUAGCCUUCCUGUAACCCUCGUAUGCGCCGGCAACAGGCGGAAAGAACAAAAUAUCGUCCGCAAGUCACUUGGCUUCAGUUGGGGAGCAGCGGGAGUCUCAACAGCUCUUUGGACGGGCGUGUAUUUGUCCGAUGUGGAGACAACCUUCCGAAACGGGCCCUAUGGAACAUCGCAGCGACUGUCAUGGGCUUCCGAUAAAGACAAGGGCAUGCUCAUCUCAUGGGCAAUGAACGGUUUACCGUUGGAGCCUGACCAUGGUUUUCCUGUGCGUGUCAUUGUGCCGGGCCAGAUUGGUGGACGGUCUGUGAAGUGGCUGAGACGCAUCGAAAUAAGUGAUCGUGAAAGCCAACACCACUUGCACUUUUGGGACAACAAACUGCUGCCAACGCAGGUCAUGCCUGACCAAGCCCGUGCUGAGAAGCAUUGGUGGUAUGAUCCAAGAUAUCUGAUCACCGAGCUCAACGUCAAUAGCGUCAUUGCGAAACCGAGUCAUAACGAGAAGCUCUAUAUCGAUAAGACACCGAAUGAAAAUGGCACAAUCGCAUCAUAUCCCAUCCGAGGAUAUGCAUAUUCAGGUGGAGGCCGCAGGGUGACCCGCGUCGAAGUUUCGCUUGACCAAGGGGAUACAUGGACAUUGGGAAACAUCGAGUAUCCCGAGGACAAAUUCAGAGAAAUGCGUCACCAAGACCCAUUUUAUGGAACUCUUGAUGCGACAGAGCGUGAUACGUCCUUCUGUUGGUGCUUCUGGACAUUUGAUGUCUCGCAUGAUGUUCUAGCAAGCUGUGAUGCGUUAAUGGUUAGAGCUAUGGAUGAAGGCCUCGCGUUACAACCAAGAGACAUGUAUUGGCACGCACUUGGCAUGAUGAACAACUGGUGGUUUCGCGUUGCCGUUCAUAGAACCGUCAACGACGAUGGGAAAUUUGUGUUGCAAUUUGAGCAUCCUACGCUUGCUGAGACAGGGCAUACAGGAUGGAUGGAGCGCAUGAAAGUGGCCGGGGAGGAUAUUACAAAGCCCGUCUUCGGCGAAAAGGGACGGGACCUCGCACCACGUGCUCCAAAGCAAGACUCCGAUGAGGUCUGUUUGACCAAGCCUGGGAUAAGCAGGAAGAUCACCUUGAAAGAGUUCAAGGCGCAAGAUCGACAGCAACCAUGGUUUGUCGUCAAUGGCGAGGUUUACGAUGGAACUCCAUUUCUAGAGGAUCAUCCGGGAGGCGGUGACUCUAUAUUGCUUGUGGCUGGCGAAGAUGCAUCUGACGACUUCUUCGCCAUACAUUCUGCGGAAGGCAAAAAAAAAUUGGCUGACCACCAUAUUGGUACCCUCGUAACCAGUUUAACCAAAGAAGAGCCCAUUACAACGCAGUCGGAUGAAACAUUUCUAGAGCGCAGCAGGUGGAAAGAGGUCAAAUUGUGUACCAUCAAGCAGAUCAACCACGAUUCUUACUUGUAUCGUUUCGCCUUGCCGAAAAGAGAUCAGCUGCUCGGUCUGCCAGUUGGACAGCAUGUUUUCGUCCGUUUACGCCGACAAGAUACUGGGGAGAUGGUACAGAGAGCGUAUACUCCAGUAUCGCAACAAGGCACAGUAGGCUUCAUCGACUUUCUCAUCAAAUUGUAUCUUCCUUCCGCUUUGAUGCCCACUGGAGGGAAGAUGACCACUGGCCUCCAUCAACUACGCAUCGGAGAUAGCGUGGAACUCAAGGGGCCGUUAGGGUCUUUCAUUUGGGAUGGGCCAAGUAUUGCACUGUGGAAGGGAAUAAAGAGGUCCAUCAAGGAAGUCGGCAUGAUUUGCGGCGGAAGCGGGAUAACGCCGAUCCUCCAAGUGCUUCGCAGUAUCCUCCAGAACGCGGAAAGCGAGACCCGGGUGUGGGUGGUCAGUGCAAACAAAACUGAGCAGGAUAUCCUCUGUAGAGAAGAACUCGACCUACUCUUCGCAUUGCAUGGCAAGGGACGUUUUAAGUUGCACUACGCGCUCAGUGUUGCUCCUGAGGAGUGGCCAUACAGCGUUGGGCGAAUCAAUGAUGUAUUAUUGUCGGAGCACAUGCCUCGGCACUCUGAGCAUGGACUCAUCCUGGCGUGCGGUCCUGAUGCUAUGAUAACGCAUGCCGUCAAGCCCGGACUGCAGAGUAUGGGGUGGGAUAUAGAGAAGUCCCUGGUGGUGUUCUGAAAGGACAAAGUUGCCUGAAGAAUGGAUGAUGAUCGUGGUAUGAUAAACCACCUGCAAAGUGUUCGUUUAUAAGGCGUUUGUGAGUUGUGAGAGCCAGCCCCAGUCAUUUUCCAUUGGUUUUCGCGGGGAAUAUAGAUAGGGCAAUGACGAAGUCCGUGUAUAGUUGCACAUAAAUAUGAUGUAGAACUUGAAACACUAGAUUGUACCGGAAUUCACGGAAAGUCCACAUUAUGAUGGUCCGCAAAGGUUGUGAACUUAAGAGAGAAGUUGUUGCAAGGUUGAUCGUCAUCGCGUUCAUCAUGUGAACUUGUGAAGUUCUGAGUUGGCCACAGUGACACUACCUAUGGUUGGACCAUCCAAAAAGUCACUUCCUAAUUUUGUCCGUUAGUGUGUGGAAAAUCAUGCAACAAA